Messenger RNA from Spirometra erinaceieuropaei, 2779 nucleotides. NCBI's taxonomy places the organism in Eukaryota, Metazoa, Platyhelminthes, Cestoda, Diphyllobothriidea, Diphyllobothriidae. The record is from the annotation of a GenBank genome assembly.
AUGACCAGCCUGUCGUUGGUACUGCUGUUUGCUGUUGCCCACGCUCUCGUGUGCCAGGCGUCACCGGCCUACGAGAUUCUGGAAGCCGAUGACGAGGAGGGUCUGAGUGAGGCUCUGAAAUGGGAAGGACCAGAAGCGAAGGAGGCGGUGCAAGACCAGGGGGAUGAGGAGGAGGAGGAGGAGGAGGAGAAGAGAUCAAGUGAAUUGAAGGCAGAUGGUGAGGAGCUGGAGGCUGGGUUGGUUGAAGGGACUUUGGCUCCUGCGCGCAGUAGACGCGGCAUAUUAUGCGUUCGGGUUUGUUCUCGCGGAGUUUGCAGAGUUGCCUGUAGACGUGUUUAACCGCAUCCACACUUAAAAUAAAUUGCCUAGUUAGAUAAAUGAGACAUUUGUUCUUGCUGCGUGCGAAGAUGCUCGGGCAGUUCGGAGGGGCUCCAAUUAGUUUUGUUUCGGUUGAACUAAUCAUCAAACGUAAGGAGAUGGAGCAUGCCACCUUUAACUCUUCCAGCGUGUGAACUGCAGCAAAAUCAUAAACUUGCCCUUUUCACCGACCAGUUCACUUGAUUACGGUCCACAGCCACCUGUAAAACGAAACCGGUGUUAAGAGGGAUAUUUUUAGAUGGGGGCUUGGAUUGAAAAUUAGACGAGGUCAAGUAGUUGCUUCCAAAAGAAAGCUAUAUGGCCUGUAUCGUUGCACUUUGAAUGGUUGAGAAAUAGCUGCAGUAACCCCUAGCACCUUAACCCAACCCCUAACCCCAACCCCAACAUUAUUGUGUCAGUCGUGUGUUGCUACAUAACCAUAUCUUACCUCCCACUUACACAGGGACAAAGAAGGCAAGCAGCGGGCAUUCAAAAAGACUCUUUCGACACUUUCUUUUAUCUUUUAUGAGCCAGUGUUCUUGUGAUCAUUAGGUUUAAAGGCUUCUUCUGCGCCGCCUUUCGCAUCAGACCUGGGUACUACACUACUUAUAUAACCACGCUCAAAUAUUAAGUUCUGUGAUUGACCGAUGUCAUGCAAUGUUGGCCGAAAUUCUGAAAUGCGAUUUCGAUUAUAAAGGAUCACUUUGCUGGGGUUGUAAUACUGAUCAUCAUGCGGUAAACUCCUAUAGUAUUUCAGACUCACUAGAAUGUCGGCUUUUGACUGAACUUCUUUUCGCUCCCCCUGUCGAAACCACACUCGAUAAAAUCUGACUGCUUAUGUAGCAUGUGUUUUCACAUUGAUUUUCGGUGUUCUUGUAAAUUCAAAUAUAUUUUAUAAAAUCAAUGCACAAUGCAUGCUUUUUUACUCAUUUGGUGGGAAAUUACAUCGUCUUUACGUUUUAUACUCUAAGAAAAGUCAUCUCGCUUUUUUUUAAAAAAAAGGUUUCUAAUUAUGAGAUUUCUAAGUCUGCGCGAUCUCAUUUGCUACAGCAUUUGCCAAUGCUCCUCAUGAAAUGUACAACAUAGUCCCCUUCCAUCGGAAAAUUUCAUGAACUAUAUACGGUACCUUUUUAAAGGCAUGGAAGAAUAUAUGAUUUUCCUCACGCGGAAGGCACACUCUUUGUAGACUGAAAUUGAUAAACGCUAAUGCAAUGGUUGGUUGGGCUCAAAUGUAUUCCGAAAUUGGGAAUCUUUUCGAAACCGCAGCAUAAAUCUAUAAUGACCCAGUAACCUCAGGGUGUCGGCUCUUGAAAGAACUUUUUUCGGUUGCAUGCAAGAUCUAUACGCCGCAAACAAUGACUACUUAACUAGCAUGCAAUUUUCUCAUUGAUUUUCGAUGCCCCUUAAAAUUCAAUUAUAUUUCAUGGAAAACAUGCAUAAACUAUUCACUCUUUUACAUAUUCGGUUGAAAAUCACGUCUUCUUCCUAUUUCGUACUCAAAAGAAAAGUAUAUUCGGUAUUAAAAAGUUUCUAAUUGUGAGAUUUUUUAAUACCGUUAAAUGGCCGUUCAUGAAACGUCAUGUAUCUGCAUUUACGAAUGUGGCUUGUAAAGGUAACAAUAUUGCUCAAAUCCACUGCUUAAUUUUAUGAACCUCAUAUGGUCUCCUCUUAACACCGUAGAGCAAUGCGUGGUUUUCCGUACACGGAAAAUAUACAGCUUGUAGUUUGAAACCCUAAAUGCAAGUGUAACAGCAUGUCGGGUUCAAAAUUAUUUGAGAAGUAGAAAAGAUUUUCAAAACCGAAUUAUACUCUUCUUUCACCUACCACUCAGUUAAAUCCGAAAUAACCAACCUUCCUUAUUGAGUGAGGACGUAGUAGACUGUGCGCGGAGCAGGUCUAUGUGACAAGCGCAGACAAGUUGUUUACAUUUUUAACCCACUACGCUCUCUCCCGUGCCCGGUAUUCCUGUGUCUAUCUUGACAUUAAGGACAGGAGUGUGAGGUCCAGAGGGUGGGCUUUGUGAUGCGCAAGUAUACUACCAAUAUAAUUUCACUCAAUUGGAUAACACCGUGAUUGCUCUCACUUUUCUGUGGUGCACCUAUGUGCAGUCUACAAGUUAAUUGCUAUAAAACAUCCUGCUCCCUCUCUCUGCCUCCCAGUUGAUCUCACACUCCAAACAUACUUCUCAUUGUGGCGAUCUCUGUGGCCGAUCUGAUAUUGCUUCAAGGUCAUUCGAUGCAUCACUAAACUUGUCUCCAAAUGCCUCUUCUUCUCCUCCUCCUCCUCCUCCUCCUCCAAUAAUAUGGCAUCCAGAUUCAGCCUGCAACAGAUGAACGCUAACGAUCGCCGCCGCAUGGAUUUCUUUACGUUCAUCUACAAAAUCACACGGAGUAAUUCCACUCUCCUUCGUCUUCUUUGCUAA